Messenger RNA from Chrysochloris asiatica (Cape golden mole), 1329 nucleotides. It is a transcript of the gene CDS2, whose product is annotated as CDP-diacylglycerol synthase (phosphatidate cytidylyltransferase) 2. Lineage: Eukaryota; Metazoa; Chordata; Mammalia; Afrosoricida; Chrysochloridae. Gene Ontology annotation, molecular function: phosphatidate cytidylyltransferase activity. Gene Ontology annotation, cellular component: endoplasmic reticulum membrane. The record is from RefSeq and is a predicted model, not a curated record. The transcript is spliced from 13 exons. The coding region runs from base 1 to 1329 and encodes 442 amino acids.
AUGCCAUGCAUCAGAGCAGUCGGCCUGUUCUUGUCACCUGCCUGCACCAGGGAAUCGGAGUCUGAAGCGAAGGUUGAUGGAGAGACAGCAUCAGACAAUGAGAGUCGAGCGGAACCUGCUCCUCCUCCAACCUCUGCUGAUGAUACCCCAGAGGUCCUCAACAGGGCCCUUUCCAACUUGUCUUCAAGAUGGAAGAACUGGUGGGUGAGAGGCAUCCUGACUUUGGCCAUGAUUGCAUUUUUCUUCAUCAUCAUUUACCUUGGACCAAUGGUUUUAAUGAUGAUUGUGAUGUGUGUUCAGAUUAAGUGUUUCCAUGAGAUAAUCACUAUUGGCUACAAUGUCUACCACUCCUAUGACCUGCCCUGGUUCCGGACCCUCAGCUGGUACUUCCUCCUGUGUGUAAAUUAUUUCUUCUAUGGUGAAACAGUAACAGAUUACUUCUUCACUCUGGUCCAGAGAGAGGAGCCCUUGCGGAUUCUUAGCAAAUACCACCGCUUCAUCUCCUUUACUCUGUAUCUAACAGGAUUCUGCAUGUUUGUGCUGAGUCUGGUCAAGAAGCAUUACCGACUGCAGUUCUACAUGUUUGGCUGGACCCAUGUAACCUUACUGAUUGUUGUGACCCAGUCCCACCUUGUUAUUCACAAUCUAUUUGAAGGAAUGAUCUGGUUCAUUGUCCCCAUUUCCUGCGUCAUCUGUAAUGAUAUCAUGGCUUAUAUGUUUGGCUUUUUCUUUGGUCGGACCCCACUUAUCAAGCUCUCCCCAAAGAAGACUUGGGAAGGCUUCAUUGGAGGCUUCUUUGCCACCGUGGUGUUUGGCCUCCUGCUGUCCUAUGUGAUGUCCGGGUACAGAUGCUUCGUCUGCCCUGUGGAAUACAACAACGACACCAACAGCUUCACGGUGGAUUGUGAGCCCUCAGACCUGUUUCGCCUGCAGGAGUACAACAUUCCUGGGGUGGUCCAGUCUGUCAUUGGCUGGAAAACGGUCCAGAUGUACCCCUUCCAGAUUCACAGCAUUGCCCUGUCCACCUUUGCCUCGCUCAUCGGUCCCUUUGGUGGCUUCUUUGCAAGUGGAUUCAAACGAGCCUUUAAAAUCAAAGACUUUGCCAAUACCAUUCCUGGCCAUGGAGGCAUCAUGGAUCGCUUUGACUGCCAAUACCUGAUGGCUACCUUUGUCAACGUGUACAUUGCCAGCUUUAUCAGGGGCCCUAACCCGAGUAAGCUGAUUCAGCAGUUCCUGACCCUGCGGCCAGACCAGCAGCUCCACAUCUUUAACACGCUCAAGUCUCACCUGACGGACAAGGGGAUGUUGACAGCCGCCACAGAGGACUAG